Molecule: messenger RNA, 498 nt
Organism: Camellia sinensis
Lineage: Eukaryota; Viridiplantae; Streptophyta; Magnoliopsida; Ericales; Theaceae
Source: RefSeq, a predicted model, not a curated record
GAGGACAGCACAAGAAAAGAUUUGGAAUGCUAGAAGAUUAUGGAUGGGAAGGCGAAUGACAAUGUGAAUGAUUCAGAUAAGGCUAUUAUCCCUUCCUGUUGCUUGAAGGCUAGGGAUCCAUACACUGAGCUUGAGGCUAAAUGCCAUUCAACAGUUGUUUCUGGAUGGUUCUCCGAACCUGAAUCAUGCUCUGGUAAAGAUAGUAAGCGAGUUUAUUUCAAUAACCCAAUGUGGCUAGGAGAAGCGCACUUAAUGAAAGUAGAGAAGAUUUUGUACACGGAUAAAUCAGAGUACCAAGAAAUCCUGGUUUUUGGGGUUCAGCAUUUUCAUCUCCUAUUCUCAACAUAUGGGAAAGUUCUUGUGCUUGAUGGCAUUGUUCAGUUGACUGAGAAAGAUGAAUGUGUCUCUCAGGGGAUGAUAACUCAUCUUCCCUUUUGUUCAAUUCAAUCCCCCAAAACUAUAAUUUUCAUAAAUCACGGGUUCCAUAGUUCAUGAUGA